Molecule: messenger RNA, 3165 nt
Organism: Papilio machaon (common yellow swallowtail)
Lineage: Eukaryota; Metazoa; Arthropoda; Insecta; Lepidoptera; Papilionidae
Gene: Nlg3
Product: neuroligin-4, Y-linked
Exons: 12
Coding region: 307-3000 (897 amino acids)
Biological process (GO): synaptic vesicle endocytosis; chemical synaptic transmission; neuron cell-cell adhesion
Cellular component (GO): postsynaptic membrane; synapse; cell surface
Molecular function (GO): signaling receptor activity; neurexin family protein binding
Source: RefSeq, a predicted model, not a curated record
CCCGUACAACCGCGCCCCGUCGCAGCUAUUUAUCUCCGACAUAACCAACUAUAACUGUCGCAAACGUCAAUAAGUGACGGACGUCAUAGUGUAUUUACGAUUUGUGAACUUGGAGUGAUUUCUGUGCUGUUUAGUGUAUGAAUUAUGUGAAUGUGUCAAGACUUUUAUGUGUUGGUUAAAUCAAGAGUUUCUUAAUGAAAAACCAGUAAAUGCCGCGAAGAAAACAUAACAAACGGCGAAAUGGACGACUUAUAGCAGCGGGCAGACGCGAAAGAUACCUGGGAGGGUGGCGGUGGAAACGGAAAGAUGUUAAUACUAGUGAUAGUUCAUUUUGUCACGCUACCUGUGAUAACUUGGAGACCUGUCAAAGGGGAUACAACAAUGGAAGAUAAGAGCCAAUCGUUAAUCAGCUCUAGGGUCGUCAGAACUAAAUACGGUGAUAUUAGAGGAUUUAUAAUGACACCAGAAUCGAGAUUUCUAGAACCAGUCGAAGUGUUCCGUGGAGUUCCUUAUGCAUCUCCUCCAGUUGGUUCAUUAAGGUUUAUGCCUCCAGUGUCAGGAGCGCAAUGGUCAGGAGUCAAAAUUGCAGAAGAAUUCAGUCCGGUCUGUCCUCAAGUUUUGCCAGAUAUAAGGAACGAAACGGCAGUAUUGAAGCGGAUAUCAAAAGGGAGAUUAGAAUAUUUGAAAAGGAUAUUACCAUAUUUAACGAAUCAAUCGGAAGAUUGUCUCUACCUAAAUAUUUAUGCUCCCGCUCAAGCAGGCGUGCGGGACGCUGCGGCUCGCUACCCCGUGCUGGUGUUCGUGCACGGAGAAAGCUACGAGUGGAGCUCUGGCAACGCGUACGACGGCGCCGUGUUGGCCGCGCACGCCGGUCUUCUCGUCGUCACCAUCAACUACAGACUGGGCCUGCUUGGAUUCCUGAAUCCCCGCUCCGAUGAGUUCCCACGAUCGCCAGCUAACUACGGGCUGAUGGACCAGAUCGCGGCGCUUCACUGGAUAAAGGAGAACGUGGGUGUAUUCGGCGGAGACCCGACUAAUGUAACCCUCAUGGGACAUGGGACCGGCGCAGCGUGUGUACAUUUCUUGCUUACGUCACUAGCCGUUCCAGAAGGUCUGCUGUUCCACAGAGCUAUUCUAAUGUCAGGCUCGGGUCUAAGUCCCUGGUCUUUGGUCGCUGACCCUAACAAAUACGCCACAAUAGUCGCAAGACACGCCAAUUGUUCUCCCGAUCUGACGCCACCUGCUCUCCUGCGGUGUUUACGCGAGCGGCCGCUAGAGGCGCUGCUGUCAGCGCCCGUGCGCGCACCGGACUUCUCGUACGCAUUCGGGCCCAGCGUUGACGGGGUUGUCAUUGACACAGGUGAUCUUCUAAUGAAUCCGGAGAACGCUUACGAUUGGGGUGGACAAAGCCUGCACACCGGAGGCAAGCAGACCGCAGUCAACAUCAUUAACGCCGUGCUCAUGCGCAAGAGCGCAGUCGCUCAACUCACCAAGUAUGACUUGAUGCUGGGAGUGACGAAAGCAGAAGCUUACUUCGCGUUCAGCGGUGACGACGUGCAGUACGGCAUUGAGGCGGACAGGCGCUCGAAGAUCCUCAAGUCAUUCGUUAGAAAUACGUACAGCUAUCAUCUAUCUGAAAUUCUAGCGACGAUUAUAAACGAAUAUACUGAUUGGGAGAAACCUGUGCAACAUCCCAUCAAUAUCAGAGACGAGACUCUAGAGGCGCUGAGCGACGCACAGGUGGUAGCGCCGAUAGUGCUAACGGCGGACACGCACUCGGCACUGCGACGUAACUCCUACUUGUACGUGUUCGACUAUCAGACCAAGUACGGAGAUUAUCCGCAGCGUCAAGGCUGCAUACAUGGUGAGGAGUUGCCGUAUAUAUUCGGCGCGCCACUAGUUGGCGGACUGGCUCACUUCCCUCGUAAUUACACUAAAGCUGAAGUAGCACUCUCAGAAUCAGUCAUGCUGUAUUGGGGCAAUUUUGCAAAGACUGGCAAUCCAAAUGAAGCUCAAGAAAGUGAUCCAAUAAGAGCCGGUCGACAAGAACGAGUAAGAAUGAAGAAUAUGGAGUGGACUGCCUACGAAGCAGUUCAUAAGAAAUAUUUAAACAUAGAUAUAAAAUCGAAAUUAAAGAACCAUUACAGAGCACACAGGCUAUCGUUCUGGCUAAACCUUGUACCGGAUUUACAUCGUCCUGGGGGAGAAGAUGUUCCCCCCUCUCAUCAUCAGCUCGAGCACGAAGAUACUUCCUUACAGCCCACUAUAAAAACGUUCACACCGCCGUUUAAGAAGAUCACUGAUUUGAUUCUGUCAGAGACAGGGGUUGCUACAAAAGUACCGGUGCUAGCAGUACUAAAUGUUACCUCGCCAUUGAACUUCAACAUCGGUGGAUUAAACCCACCAACACAAAGUCCGGAAGUACACAAAUCAGACGCAACUACUUCGCCGCCACCUGAAGAUGGGUUCGCGGCCUAUUCUACCGCUUUGAGUGUUACUAUUGCAAUCGGAUGUUCUCUUCUUAUUUUGAACGUAUUAAUAUUUGCCGGCGUGUACUAUCAGCGAGAUAAAACGCGAAUGAACGGCCAAGACGGUAACAUAAACGGAUCUCAUUUGAAGAAGCGCGUCGAAAAUGGUCAGAUGCCUAACAAUAUCUGCGGUGAUCUCGAAGGAACAUUGACCUAUCAGACGAGCCUCAAGAACGAUCCGGCGACUAUACUCAGUCAUCAUCACACGCACUCUCAUCAUCAAUUACCACCGCCCGAAUUUGCCGAUUUGCCGAGCAACAAUGUAGCGAGCAUGGCAACUCUGCCGCGGGCACCACCGCCGCCAAAAUUAGGGAAGACUAAUAUAAAUACAUUAGCUAGCGGUCAGCUGCAAGAGAAUCAGCCUUUGCUGUCCGCUCAUCAGAUACAGAUGAUCAACACGAAUACACUGACGAAGAAGAAUACGCAGCUGAACGCGAAGUCGAACGUGACGAUGGAGGAGCUGCGCGUGUGACGUCAGCGCGCCUGACUGCAACGCGCCGGCAGUUGCAGUGACGUGGUGCACCACGACGAGAUCGUGUGACUUCAGCCGGACCUUCUCGAGAACGUCACGGACUAUAUUUAAUUGUUGACGCUCUCGGUUAUAGAAGGUUAAAAACACUGUGUUGUGAUGUGAAAC